Molecule: messenger RNA, 909 nt
Organism: Carassius auratus (goldfish)
Lineage: Eukaryota; Metazoa; Chordata; Actinopteri; Cypriniformes; Cyprinidae
Product: chymotrypsin-like protease CTRL-1
Exons: 6
Coding region: 1-909 (302 amino acids)
Biological process (GO): proteolysis
Molecular function (GO): serine-type endopeptidase activity
Source: RefSeq, a predicted model, not a curated record
AUGAAGUUUAGCAGCGCUUUGAGUGUUUCUGUCAUCACACUUCUCUACAUAACAGGUUCACUCAGCCAGUUAGAUGUAUGUGGUCGAGCCCCUCUCAAUAACAAGAUAUUUGGAGGAGGGAAUGCGACGGCAGGGGCUUGGCCGUGGCAGGUCAGCAUUCAUGUCAUUGGGUUUGGACAUAACUGUGGAGGGACUCUCAUCAAUAAAGACUGGGUGUUAUCUGCAGCACACUGCUUCCAGAGUGCCGGUGUGUCUAACACUGUGAUGUACUUCGGUCGUCUGAGUCAAUCUGGAUCAAACGCUAAUGAGACGUCCAGGAGAGCGAGCCGAAUCAUCAACCAUCCUGGCUACAGCGGUCCUCCCUUUGACAAUGAUAUAGCCCUGGUCCAGCUCUCCUCCUCUGUGACUUUCUCUGAUUACAUUAAGCCGGUCUGUCUGGCAGCGGCUGGGAGUGUGUUUGGGGGAGGGACAGAGAGCUGGGUCACUGGAUGGGGAAGACUACAGCAAGAAGGGUCAGAUAUGCUGCAGGAGGUGAUGAUGACAGUAGUGAACAACACUGACUGUAAUAAUUCUUAUGGCGGGAACAUCACAAGCAAUAUGAUUUGUGCUGGAAAGCAAGGGAAAAGUGCAUGUCCGGGAGACUCUGGAGGUCCGAUGCUCAUCAGGAACGGCCCCCUGUGGAUUCAGUCCGGCAUUGUGAGCUUCAUAAGAGUCCCAUGUGAUGACCCCAAACAUCCCAAUGGGUUCGCCAGAGUAUCUCAGUAUCAGGACUGGAUCACGUCUUACACGGGCAGCAACCCGCCUGGAUUUGUUGCAUUCAGUGCAGCAUCUAACUCCAACUUCAGAAGUGUUUCCCACCUCCUCAUAUUCCCUCUUUCUCUCACAGUCUCCAUCUUUCUCACUUCCUAA